AUGUCGGAAUUAGCAUCUAAAAUGAGUAAGAGGAUCAGUCAGAGCAAACCCUCAACUUUCAAUGGUAAGAGGGAACCAUCGAAACUCGAGCUCUGGUUAAGGGAAUUUGACAAACUUUUUGAUGUAGUUGGAUGCCUAGAGGAACUGAAGGUCAACCAGGCUGCGUUUUAUUUAGUUGGUGAAGCCGACUAUUGGUGGGCAAACAGUAGAUCUGAGUUACUAGAACAAGUUGAUGGAGUCCUUAAUUGGGUUUUAUUUAAAAGGGCUAUGCGAGAUAAAUUCUACCCUUUGCACGUGAGAAAAGAUAAGUCAAACGAGUUCGCUCGUUUGGAGAUGGGAGACAUGACUGUUGAUGAAUAUUACCGAAAGUUUAUGGAAUAUAUUCAGUACUGUCCUGACGAUGUUCCCACCGAGGAGAAAAAAAUGCAGCGAUUUGAACUGGGAUUGUCAUAUGAUAUUUAA
Amaranthus tricolor (Joseph's coat) is the source of this 462-nucleotide messenger RNA. RefSeq lists its product as uncharacterized. The transcript has a single exon. NCBI's taxonomy places the organism in Eukaryota, Viridiplantae, Streptophyta, Magnoliopsida, Caryophyllales, Amaranthaceae. The record is from RefSeq and is a predicted model, not a curated record. Bases 1 to 462 code for a protein of 153 amino acids.